Molecule: messenger RNA, 2748 nt
Organism: Penaeus indicus
Lineage: Eukaryota; Metazoa; Arthropoda; Malacostraca; Decapoda; Penaeidae
Product: pleckstrin homology domain-containing family G member 7-like
Exons: 13
Coding region: 1-2205 (734 amino acids)
Biological process (GO): Rho protein signal transduction
Molecular function (GO): guanyl-nucleotide exchange factor activity
Source: RefSeq, a predicted model, not a curated record
AUGCAGUGUGGGGAUUGUGGUUGCAGGAUGGGUUGUGGUAGGUGUGGUUUGGUGAUGGCUGUGCUGUGGUGCUUGUGGUGGAAAGCUGUGGUGGAUGUGUUGACUAUAGUGUGGUGCAAUGAUAGCAACUUGGCACGGAAUAAGCGGCGCUCCAGCAUUGUUGUCAUCCCCCCCAUGCAAAUCUGUCCAGGCGAUCUUCUUGUGUAUUCGAAAGUGCUCACUCAAAGGACCAAUCUCUUAGAUCUAGAUGGAUCAACACAAAGUUUAGCUGUGACAGAUACAGAUCCAGUUGGAAGUAGAAAAGGGAAAAACACCUGGUCAUUACUGAGACUUUUCGAUCGUUCCAGUCGCGCCAAGUCCGAGUCGCUCUCGGGCCUGGAGGAGGUCCUCAGCUGCCUCCAGCCGAGCGAGUUCGAGGACGAGCAGCUGUCGAGGUUCAAGGGCAUGUGCUGGAACGACUUCGUGUCGUACAUGGAGGGCGGGCCGCAGGGCGACGACGAGUCCUCCAUCUCGACCGAGUCCCAGGACACGCCCCUCCUCCGCGACACGCCCUCGCACUCCUCCUUCGCGGCCCACAACAACCGCUCCCCCUUCAUCACUCCCUCCAAGGGCGACUCCCGCGCCGACGCCGCUGCCGAGAAGCUGGACCGGCUGUCGGCCCUCUCGUGCCUUGACCCCGAGACGCCCCUGCCGCGCAAGCGCCACCCGAUGACCAUCAUGCGGACCAUGAGCGAGAGGUCGCUGGACCGCGGCCGCACCAGCCAGCUCCUGAGCCUGCUGAGCGAGCGCGCCCAGGCCCGGGCGGCGACCAAGCUGGCCUCCUCCUGCAGCAAGCCCGCGCCGCCGCCGCCGCCGCCCGCGCCCCUGCCCAGCGUGGAGCGGACGCUGGAGGCGGCGCGAGAGAACGCCCGCGUCUCGCUCAACAAGAACGAGACGAAACGGCGGGAGGCCGUGUGGGACCUGUUCCAGUCCGAGUGCGCCUUCCUGUACGACCACCUCAUGGUCCUCAAGAACGUAUACAUGGAACCACUCAAGAAGAUUCAGGUGGAUGGAUAUGCCAUGUUCGCUGAGCCUGAACUCCUGUUUGGGAACUUGGACGAGCUGUGUUGUGUCACCUACGCUUUCUGCAAGGAAUUCAUCAACCUUCUUGAACAACACCAGGAGCCAGGAGGUCGGCUGGACACAACAAAUGUCUUGGUGAAACUAUUUCAAAAGGGAAGCAAAGCAACGAUGCUCUGCCAGGCGUACCAUCGCUAUGCCCUCAACUACAUCAACGCCCUUAACUACCUAGAAACACUACGACGUCAGCUGGAGUUCUGCGAGUUUGAGAAGUGGUGCAACAGAGACCCAAGAUGCAAGAAACUGCAACUGACGGACCUCUUGGUUGCACCGGUCCAGCAUAUCAUGAAAGUCCCGUUGAUUCUACGAGACAUAGAGGGCCGAACCGAAGAACCGCAGGAGAAGGCAGUUGUCAGGGAGAUCAUCGAGGCGGAGGAACACUCGCUUAGAGAACUCGACGACAAAAUGAAAUGGCUGAAGAAUUUCGAGCGAUUAUUGGAAAUCCAGAGGAACAUUGUGUGGCCUCCGGUGACUGAGCUCGACCCCAAAGUCUUCAUUCCCGAGUUCUUGAAGGGUGCCAUCUCGAAGCAACCAUGUGAACGUCUCAUAGUGUCACCAAGACGCCAGAUAAUUCUUGAAGGAUCUUUGCACUUAAUGGACAACAACAAACCCCAGGAAAUGUACGUAAUACUUUUCGACGACAUGUUACUCAUCACGCGAAGGAAGAAGGGACUACAUAAAAAGAAAUCCUCGCUGACGGAGAACUGGCCGACGUCGUGCUCGCGGGCGUCCACGACGGGCGAGUCUGCCCUGCGCUACAUCGUGUACAAGCAGCCCCUCUCCCUUGACCGCUUCUUCAUCCACGACGUUUCGCCCCACGAGUCAGCGGCGUCCAAACUCGAGGCGGCUUUCGUGCUCGUCAACCUCAACCGCUUCCAGCAGAUCGUGGCGGUGUACACGUUCCAGGCGCAGACGGAGCAGAUCAAGCAAACGUGGCUGCUGAAACUCCGCGACGCCCAGGACAAGUGGAAGCGAACUCUGCAGAACACGGUGUUCAGGACCCAGCGGCUUCCCUCCUCUGCCGCUUCGCCUCCCAAGGGCACGCAGGUCCUUCGUGAGGCCAGCAUCCACCGAGAGUAUCCUUAGGUUUCUGAGGCAUCGGCACCCUUAUUAUUACUGUUUGAUUUCUGUGUAUUCAUUCGUUUUGUUUAUUCAUCUUUUAAACCUAUGAUCGUAAGCUGUACCUGAUAUUCAAAGCCCGUGCUACGUAUUUGCUAAAAGUGUCUAAACUCUUGAGCCAUAUUCAUAUUCAGUGUUAUUUUCAUCAAAAUCCUCAAAUGUUCAUGUCAGCUAUGUCAUCAUGAGACUAGAUUCAUACGUUCAUACUGUACUUUCAUGAAAGUCCAUCCUUUUUAGAAGACACUUGUACUUCCGUGUAUAUGUAAGGUUCCUUUGAAACACUGUACAUAGAGCACCUCACUUGUAACUUAUCCAUGUAAUAUUUAGCAAUACCAUCAUGUAGAAUGGUAGGGUUGUAGUAGAUAUAUAAGAGCCCUUACCAAUGCGAUUUAUUUUUCAUAUCAAAAAAAUAUAUAAUAUAAAAAAAAAAUGAAAAAAAAAACUUUCCCAUAAAUCAAGACUUCAGAAGCAAUACAGGACAACAACAAAUCGGGGCAGAGUAUGUGUAGU